Molecule: messenger RNA, 3269 nt
Organism: Varanus komodoensis (Komodo dragon)
Lineage: Eukaryota; Metazoa; Chordata; Lepidosauria; Squamata; Varanidae
Product: zinc finger protein 850-like
Exons: 2
Coding region: 16-2115 (699 amino acids)
Biological process (GO): negative regulation of transcription by RNA polymerase II
Cellular component (GO): nucleus
Molecular function (GO): RNA polymerase II cis-regulatory region sequence-specific DNA binding; DNA-binding transcription repressor activity, RNA polymerase II-specific; DNA-binding transcription activator activity, RNA polymerase II-specific
Source: RefSeq, a predicted model, not a curated record
GGAGAAACCCUUUGAAUGCCUGCAGUGUGGAGAAUGUUCAGCUGUCAUCAAGGUGCCGCUUUACAUCACCAACUUCCCACAGGGGAAAACCCAUUUGAGUGCCUUGAGUGUGGGAAGGGGUUCAGUGGAAAAAGAGCCCUUGAUUUACAUGAAUGGAUUCACACUGGGGAGAAACCCUUUGAAUGCGAGGAGUGUGGAAAGACAUUUCAAUUGAAGGGUGGAUUGACGGCUCAUCAAAGAGUCCACACAGCAGAGAAACCGUAUAAAUGCCAGGAGUGUGACAAAUGCUUCACUCAGCGCUCACAUCUCGCUUGUCAUCAUAGAAUUCACAUGGGAGAGAAACCAUUUGAAUGCCGGGGGUGUGGAAAGAGCUUCACUCAGUACCCACAUCUCGCUUGCCAUCAGAAAAUUCACACUGGGGAGAAACCAUAUGAAUGUCUUGACUGUGGAAAGAGCUUUGCGGCAAAAGGAGCCCUUGAACUUCAUAAAAGGAUCCACACAGAGGAGAAACCAUUUAAAUGCUCAGAGUGUGGAAAGGGCUUCAGUGUGAAAGGGCAGCUCACUAUUCAUGAACAAACCCACACAGGGGAGAAACCUUUCAAGUGUAUGGAGUGUGGCAAGCGCUUCAAUCACAGCUCCGGCCUUGCUUUCCAUCAUGGAAUUCACACCAGGGAGAAACCAUUUGAAUGCCAGAAGUGUGGAAAGAUCUUUCGAUUGAAGAUACUAUGGACUACUCAUCAAGAAAUUCACACAGGAGAGAAACCCUAUAAAUGCUUGAAGAGUGGCAAAACCUUUAGUCAUCUUGCAAUUCUUGCUAGCCAUCACAGAAUUCACGCAGGGGAGAAACCAUAUGAAUGUCUUGAAUGUGGAAAGAGCUUCGGGAUAAAAGGAGCCCUUGAUGCACAUAAAAGGGUUCACACAGGAGAGAAACCCUAUAAAUGCUUGGAGUGUGGAAAGGGGUUCAGUGGGAAAGGGCAACUGACCACUCAUGAACGAAUCCACACAGGGGAGAAACCCUAUAUAUGCUUGGAGUGUGGGAAGGGGUUCAGUGGGAAAGGGCAGCUCACCAUUCAUGAACGAACCCACACAGGGGAGAAACCAUUCAAGUGUAUGGAGUGUGGCAAGUGCUUCAGUCAGAGCUCAGGCCUUGCUUGCCAUCAUACAAUUCACACAGGGGAGAAACUGUUUGAAUGCCAGGAGUGUGGAAAGAGCUUCACUCAGUACCCACAUCUCGCUCGCCAUCUGAGAAUUCACACUGGGGAGAAACCGUUUGAAUGCCAGGAAUGUGGACAGAGCUUCACUCAGUACCCACAUCUCGCUCGCCAUCUGAGAAUUCACACUGGGGAGAAACCGUUUGAAUGCCAGGAGUGUGGAAAGGGCUUCACUCAGUACCAAAAUCUCGCUCGCCAUCGGAGAAUUCACACUGGGGAGAAACCGUUUGAAUGCCAGGAGUGUGGAAAGAGCUUCACUCAGUACCAAAAUCUCACUCGCCAUCGGAGAACUCACUCUGGGGAGAAACCAUAUGAAUGUCUUGAUUGUGGAAAGAGCUUCAGUACAAAAGGAGCCCUUGAUGUUCAUGAAAGGAUUCACACAGAGGAGAAACCCUAUAAAUGCUUGGAGUGUGGAAAGGGGUUCAGUGGGAAAAGGCAACUCACCACUCAUGAAAGAAUCCACACAGGGGAGAAACCAUUCAAGUGUAUGGAGUGUGGCAAGUGCUUCAGUCAGAGCUCAGGCCUUGCUUGCCAUCAAAGAAUUCACACGGGGGAGAAACCUUUGGAAUGUCAUGAGUGUGGAAAGACCUUUCGAUUGAAGGGUGGAUUGACUGCUCAUCAAAGAGUCCAUACAGGAGAGAAACCCUAUAAAUGCUUGGAGUGUGGCAAGUGCUUCACUUGGCGCUCAGGUCUCACUUGUCAUCAGAGAAUUCACACAGGGGAGAAACCACAUGGAUGUCUUGAGUGUGGAAAGAGUUUCGAGGGAAAAGGAGAUCUCAUUGUACAUAAAAGCAAGCAUCAGUUGAACAGUGGAGCAGAGUGGCCACCUGAAGGGUCUAUCGAUUUUCAGACUCCUUUCAGCACAGUUGCAACUUUACUAUCAACAUACCAGUUAACAGCUUGAGCUCCUGUGCAAGCAUUUGCACAUUGACAGUAUGAACUUGCUGGGAGAGUGCAGACUGGUUUCCACUGGGGAGGACAGAAGAGAAGAGGGAGAGUAGAACUCACUCUCUUCCCUCCGAAAGCCAGCAGCGCAGCGUGAGUAUGGGUUUGGCGGGGGGAGAAGCUCUGGGGAUUCCGUCACCGUGUCUGGGUGCAAUAAUGUCUUUCGUGGCCAGGAGGGCAUGCAUGGGCAGCUGAAUCCUAGCCCAAUGGGAGGCUCAUGGCUGCUCCCCAGCACAGGGCAACUAAGCAUGGAAGUGCGAACAGGGAGGGAGGGGGCUGGAGCUGGUCCUCUCCAGCACCGGACUCGGCAGGCAUUUCUUCCCGUCCCGCUGCGGCAAUGGCUAGCUGGCCGGCAUCGCUCCUUCUCCGAGCGCAGAGGGGCCAUGCUGGCUGCCCGGCAAGGCCAAAGCAGCCGUGCCUGAUUGCCUGCCUGCCUGCGGUGUGUGAAGCUGCGGCCACUGGUGGUUGCUGCCCACGGCUUGCAGUGGCACAAGGGAAGGGGGGCUGCUGGCUCACGUCAGCCGACUGGCCUGAGACUGGACCGCCUGGAGACCAUGGAUGCAGUGGGAGGAGCGCGCCCAGGUGCCCCUUGCCACACAGAGCAGAGAGAUCUGAGGAAGUGCCUACGUGGGAAUGUUGCUCCAGGCUGGGAAAGGCUCCGAAAACCACAGGGAGACCAGGGGACCGUGGAACUCGUGGAGAACCUGAAGUUCCUGCUCAAACGCCAACCCUGCAAGGGAGGACCAGCAGCGUAACAGACCAGGAUGAGAAGAAGCUGACAUCAGGGUCAGCCAAGGGCCCGCAACUGGAGGGGACAAGGGAGAAGAGCCCCGAAGAAAAGCAGCCUAUCGGGGACCAGGAUCGGGUUCUGGCUUGAAGACUUGGAUCAAAGAGACUAGCAGUUGCCUAAUGCUAAGUAGCCUAGAUGAUGAUGCGGAAGGAAAGAGGGGGAGUUGCUUGCAGUUGUUACUCUGGCUGUCUCUGUGUACUAAUUUUGUUACUCCCUUCUAUACUAUAUGUCCUUGUAAGAAGGAAACAGUGGAUUUCCUAAUUUCUCUGUUUUCCAUUUUAGAAUACUGCCUCGUUGUGUAAUAGAAUGUUUAUGCUUUAGUA